GCGCGCGCGCCUGCUCAGUGCGUGCUGGCCCGGCGGUACGGUGCCGGCUUCCACGGCGACUUCCGAACCUCUGUACGCCUUGUCCGGGCCGGUUGUGGGGGGGAUGGAGCCGGUGGGCGGCGGCGGCGGUCGCCACCUGCCCUCCGCAGACCCACGAAGCACCUUCGUGUUAAGUAACCUAGCAGAGGUGGUGGAGCGUGUCCUCACCUUCCUGCCAGCCAAGGCGUUACUGCGGGUGGCCGGCGUGUGCCGCUUGUGGAGGGAGUGUGCGCGCAGGGUGCUGCGGACCCAUCGGAGUAUGACCUGGAUCUCCGCGGGCUCGGCGGGUGCCGGCCACCUGGAGGAGCAUUGCCUGGUCCGCGUCGUAGCCGAGGAGCUCGAGAAUGUCCACAUCUUACCACGGACAGUUCUUUACAUGGCCGAUUCAGAAACUUUCAUUAGUCUGGAAGAGUGUCGUGGCCACAAGAGAGCAAGGAAAAGGACCACAAUGGAAACAGCAUUUGCCCUUGAGAAACUAUUCCCGAAACAAUGCCAAAUCCUUGGAAUUGUGACCCCAGGAAUUGUAGGAAGUUCCUGUGUGCCCUUUUCCUGUGACAAAUCAAAAACUCCAGAGACUGAUGAGUCUCUAAAACGAAAGGGCUCACUGACCCUUUGCAGACGUAGCCGGAAUGAGGACUGCUAUUUUUUAAUUGCUGCUCUUCAUUUCUCUGCAGGUCUUUUAGAUAACCCUGAGCUUCGUGUGGUCCUUGUUUUUGGCUAUAACUGCUGUAAGGUGGGAGCCAGUAAUUAUCUACAGCGAGUAGUCAGCACUUUUAGUGAUAUGAACGUCAUCUUGGCUGGAGGCCAGGUGGAUAACCUGGCAUCACUGACCUCGGAAAAGAACCCUCUGGAUGUUGAUGCCACUGGAGUGGUUGGGCUGUCGUUCAGUGGACCCCGAAUCCAGAGUGCCACGGUGCUUCUCAGUGAGGACGUCAGCGAUGAGAAGGCGGCGGAGGCCGCGGUGCAGCGCCUCAAAGCCGCAGGCAUUCCUGAACGGGACACUGUCGGUUUCAUGUUCGCGUGUGUGGGUAGGGGCUUCCAGUACUACAGAGCUAAGGGGAAUGUUGAGGCUGAUGCGUUUAGGAAGUUUUUUCCUAGUGUUCCUUUGUUUGGCUUCUUUGGAAAUGGAGAAAUUGGAUGUGAUCGUAUAGUCACUGGGAACUUUAUUCUGAGGAAAUGUAAUGAGGUGAAGGAUGCUGAUCUGUUUCACAGCUAUACAACAAUUAUGGCGCUGAUCCACCUGGGCUCAGCUAGAUAAAGCCCCCUAUAAAGGGGCUUUCACAUUAUGUGACUUUUGGGCUCUGCCUUUUCCAGAAAGUGGAAACCUGGGAAAUGUAUAUUUCAAACAAAAAUAACUUUAUAGGUACCUGUUUUUAGCUUUGAUGCUCUAAAGAUUACACUGGGGGUAGUUUUUAAGUAUUCGAUGGACAACUUUGUACAUAACAGUGCAGACCAAGAGUUGAGAGCUUUUGUAUCAGGCACAAGUAAACUGAUUAUGGCUAUAUUGCACCAGAUUAUGUAGCUGCUGUGAAAUGUGACUUUAAAUGGUCCUCUGCUGAGGGAGACUGAAAGAGGGCUCAGCAGGGUGAAGACGGAAGGCGCCCCAUGACUACCUCUGCAUUGUUAGAUCUUUUAGCAGAAUCGUGAUGACAUUUUUCUCUCCUAAAGAAGGAGAAAAAUACACAGAUGGCUUGAGAAAUCUUUCUGCUUUACAAUUUUACCAGUUUUUCCAGAAGCUGUAACAAAAUACUUUUUACUUAUUUGAUAAAAAUUAAAGAACUAUUUUUCUUUUAGUAUUCUAAAGUUGUUUAGUCUAAUAAAUUCCCCAGAUUAACAGUAUUUUAUUACUUCUUAAGGAAAAAAAUCUGCCUUUUCCCUUAAUUAAGAAAUUGUAAGAGAAAAUCCUUUUUCGUUCACCUACUGGUAUGUAGCUGAUUAGCAGGCCAGACAAUUAUAUCACCUUAUUUCAGUUUUAUACCAAGAAAAUGUACCCUGGAAACUCAUUCAGGUAGUAUUUGUAUUUCAUUGCUUUUGGUAAGUGACUAAAGGAAGUAAACUAAUCAUGUGUAAAAGAAAACCCAGAAUAGGGGGUAUUUGUCAGCCAGUAAAUAAGGUUUGAAUUCCUCAUUAUGCAAAUAUCUAAAUGAGAUGUGCAGAGAACACCGAUUUUCCCCCAAUAUCUAUUCUUUCCAUUUCACAUAGUGAUAGAAGUUUUGGUUUUUAGCUCAAUGCAUACCUUCCCGGUCUCCCUUGCAUGAAUGAAUGUUCUGGUCAAGAAAUGUGAAGUGUCCUUGAUAAUAGUGUGCCUGUUUUUUUGCCUGUUCUUAGUCCUUUUGCUUGGAAGUGGAUCUGGUAGUUUGUCAUCUUAGACUCUACAGAAGGGACAAUACUCAGUUGUGGAAGAGACCACACAAAAUGAUCCUGGGUCAUUGUACAAUUUUGUUGAAGUGCUACCAUAACUGUUGUGGACUGCCUACCUCCACACUGGUUUACAGACAGAAAUUUAACAUCAUUCUUCCCUUAGUCACUUUUUUUUCCAGGUCUUCGUUAAAGGAUGUCUUUAUAUUACCAUAUUCUGCCUAAUACAGUAUAACUAAUGGAUGACACUUGUGUAAUGGCCACUUAACAGGCAGUAGAAUACUUGCAAGUAAUCAAAUAUAUUGUCAUUCCUACUUUUUUAAAUCACUUUUCUCCCAAUUUUUACCUCAAAAGAUUUUUCUCUUAAUGUUUUAUAAAUGAUAAAAAUACUUUAAAUUUUCCUUUAUAUUAUGAUUAUUCUAAAUAUUUGUUCCUGAAGAAAGUCCAGAGAAGAGUUUGUCAUAGAACUUUUAAAAUGUGAAUAUUAAUAUUUAGCCAUUAAGGUAUUAUUUGACACUGGUACUCAUUAUCAAGUAGACAACACCUCAAAAUUUAAGUUCUUAGAUAUGCUUACAUAGCACACAGGAACAUACUUUGUAAAUUUUCUUUGUCCCUGAUAUUAAGCAGACUUGGCUGAAGAGAAGAAAAAACUAUUUUAAAAACUGAAAAGAACAAAUGAGUCUAAGGAUUGAAUGCAUUUAAUUUUUCAAAUUAAUACUCAUAUAAAAUGUUAUUUCCCAAAGGAGUCUACUGCAGGUCAUCUCAAUACAAUAUUUGAUGUUAAUGUAGGAUUCCUUUUUAUAGCUGAGCCUUUGGGGCUUGUUACGAACAAUAUAUUCGUUUUGCCACAAGGUUGUAACCUUGGUGCAGAACAGAAAGGGGGAAAAGUUGACCCACUAAAAAAUAAGGCUAGUACUGAUGAAGACAAAAGUCAUCCACCCUUCCUUUCAGAGGCCUUGAAGUUUAAUAGUAAUGUAACCAAAGUUAGAAUGGAAUAAUUUAUUACAAUUUUGAACAGCUUAACUUAAAAGCAAGCAUUAAAGGAAUAAUGACUGUUUUAGCUUAAAACAUACCAAAUUCUUAGAAAUGGCAACCACUGUAGUUAUUUGUGAAAUUGGAAAAUGAUUACACAUGGAGAAAUUGAUGUGAGCAGAAAGGAGAUGUGCCUUUAAUGUCUUCACACUCAACUGCCUUCUCUCAAGUGAUGAUCAGAUUGAUAGGAUGGUUUAUUUAAUCCAGACAUUUAAAAAUACUAAUUUCCUUAACAUGCUUUCCAAGCAAAAUCUGGCUGCAGCUGCAGUUUGCUUUGUAAAAAGGCUGCUUCAAGGAAUAUAUUUCCAUUUCCUUUCAUCCAAGUGGAACUGAACUUCUUACAAACCAAGCAGCAAUCUAAGGAAGAGGAGGGAAGGUGGGUCUUGGGUUGAGACUUAGAAACACACGUCCUGCUGCUGACAGAAUCGAUGGUCUGUGACCUGAACUAGUGAGGGGGGUCUGGUAGGCCACUCCACUAUUUCAAUUCUCUCAGCUUUGCUUAAACCUGGAUUUUUGGCAAACAUACCACCUUUUUCACCUACUGAGACCAGAUAGCAAAAAAUUUGCCACUGGUUUAUAUUGCAAAUUUAACACAAUGAACAUGCAAAUAAUUUUAAAAACUUUUAAAAAUCUGAGAAUUUUCUCUGCAUUCUGCAGAAAUUUGAGAAUAAAUAAGUCACUGCUGUCUUGUGUGUCUACACAGUAUAACCGAGGUUAGCACUACCAUAAGUUCAAUUUUAAUGGAAAGAGAAGACUGUAAAUCAUCGUGAUUGGAAAUUGUGAGAUCUUUAGGUGACUGACUUGAUUUUCAUUUGUAGAAACUGAGCAUGUGUCUGCUUAGUGAAAAUCCUAAAAUAACAAAAACAGCAUUAGUAAUAAAGUCCUUGUUAAAUUAACAAAAUACAUAGCCUAUGUAAAGAAUGUGUUACCAAAAAGUAAUUUAAUACUGGCCUUGUAUAGAGAAGUCACAUAUUUGCAAGACAUGUUAUUUUUGUUUUAUGUAUUUCAUUUCUGCCCUAUACCACAACUUAGGUAACUAUAUGUGCCUAUAAAGUAGAAAACAUUCACAGAAGCCAACAAACUUCAUUUCAUGUUUUGGUACUAAGAGUAUGUGGGGGAUUUUCAGUUUAUAAGCAGUUUGUGUAAAAAUUAUUGUUCCUUAGUGACUGUCAUCACAGCCAGUAAAGGCAAGAUUGAGAAUUAGAAGAAAUGAGAAUAUAUAUUCAUUAGCUUGAAUCUUAAAUACAAAUGAGCAGAACAAGGAGAAUUUUGAGACCAUUUUCUUAAUAGCUGCACAAUAUUUCGAAGUCUGACCAAAACUCAGUCACCAUACGUGUAUCUGAAACCCACUCUUUCAAGAUCUUGUCGUAAUACUAGAAUUACAGACAGGAAUAAAACACAGCUGACCUGUGUGACCCCAGCAGUAUGGUGGGCUAGGACACUCUAAGCUCAUGUCCCCCCCAAAACAUGGAAGGGAGGAGAAGCAACGGUAUGAACCAGCGUUACUGAAGCGCUGGAAAACAGUCAAAGAUUUCCAGCAACCAAGAGCGUGCCCAGAAUAGAAAAACCAUCUUCAAAGUGGUAUGAAAGUUUUGUGAUGUUUUUACUUGCCCUUGCCCAGCGCUGGCAGCGGCAGGCUUAUUCUUAAAAGUGGCAGAAGCUUACCCCCCUAUACAGAAUUUUAUUGUUGUUAACAACCAUUUGAUCAAUAAAUAUGAGAGAUGCCCUCUCAAAAA
Messenger RNA from Manis javanica (Malayan pangolin), 5165 nucleotides. Lineage: Eukaryota; Metazoa; Chordata; Mammalia; Pholidota; Manidae. The record is from RefSeq and is a predicted model, not a curated record.